AACGACGUAAUACUACAAGAUCCAGAAAAUGUGGCCUUUAUUAUACGCAGCACUUGUCUUCCAAGUGGCCCGAUGUACGGACAUGCCUCUAUUUGAGACAAGAGCUCAUGACCCUGGAGAAACACUUACUCUCACCUGUCCACGUUCUGUCAAAACUACAGACAUAUCAACAUUUCACUGGAUCAGAGUUCUUUCUGGAAGUUACCCAGAAUUUUUAGGAGCAACUUUCUCAUUUGAAUAUGAAGGUGUUAACAAGACUCCUCACACCACGACAAAACAAGGAGUUGGAACGUUCGAUCUGAUCAUACAUCAGUUGUCUCUCACUGAUACUGGAUUUUACUACUGUGUGAAAGUAGAAGAUCUUGAGAUGGAAUUAGUAUUUGGAAUAUUUCUAAUAAUUAAGGACCCAGCCUCAGCCGUGAGAGUGGAGAGUCCAGAUCUGUCUGGUCCAGUGGACUCAGGAGACUCUGUGGAUCUUCAGUGUUGGGUCCAGAUGGAGAAUGCUCAGUGUUUUGAGGAGCACAUGGUUUGGUGGUUCAGGUCUGGACUGGACCAGUCUGGUCCUGGUUUAGUCUACACUCAGAGGAACAGCUCUGCUCAGUGUGACAGGAGCACAGAAGAUCCUGGUCCUCACAAAUGUCUCUACACUUUCUCCAAAACCAUGAGCCCCUCUGACGCAGGGACGUACCGCUGUGCUGUGGCAGCCUGUGGACACAUUAUCUUUGGAAAUGGAACUAAAGUC
Messenger RNA from Periophthalmus magnuspinnatus, 742 nucleotides. RefSeq lists its product as uncharacterized. The annotation marks the transcript as partial. Lineage: Eukaryota; Metazoa; Chordata; Actinopteri; Gobiiformes; Gobiidae. Gene Ontology annotation, biological process: response to bacterium. The transcript is spliced from 3 exons. The record is from RefSeq and is a predicted model, not a curated record.